CCUCGGUUGCCAUUUACCUUUGUGAAAGCAGGCAGAACUUCUUCUACGAGUAUGAGCGCCCUUUGCAUGGAACCCAGAAUCCCUGAAGGGUAAUAUGAGUUCGGAUCGCUCAUGCAUCCUCCACGGACCCAUAAAGCUCUUCAUCAAUAAUUCCUCCCCAGUGCUGUGGACACGUGCGCGCAACAUGAGUCGCCGUCUCAAUUGUAUGAAGCUGCGAUUCUCAAAGCAUGAUCUGAAGGUUCCCGAGGAGAGAAUACAGCACUGGAGAAACCGUGACACCAUCGAAAGCUUGGUCCAUGCGACCGUGGUUAAGGGCCUGACCUUGGGCACAGUCUGCGGCUCAUCGCACCAGUUAUGGGAUACCUGUACUCCGUAAAUAUAUCGUCGAGGCUGGUGAUAUUCGAGGAUGCAUGAUACGUCGCGCGAACCCGCCUCAUUCGGACAAGCGCCUGCCUGGCCUUCCCCGUCUUUUCUAGACGAGUGAUAGCUCUGCUAGCGGAAGAUCUUACCAAGACUAUGGGACCGUGGAGCAGAGCAGCCUGAGGGCGGAUCUUGCCUAUCGAUCGAUCGCUCCAACUAUCGGUCCUUCCUUUGGGAAGUGGGGUUGGUUCCAUUCCUGUGAAUUCCCAUGUCGUUUGGUGACUAAAUCAUCCGUCCUGACUGUCGAUGGCAAGGCAUUUUGGCUUUCUCUUUGCGAGCUGAAUCCGGCCCCGAAGCUCAUAUGAGCCUACUUCA
Messenger RNA from Aspergillus brunneoviolaceus CBS 621.78, 735 nucleotides. RefSeq lists its product as uncharacterized. The record is from RefSeq and is a predicted model, not a curated record. The coding region runs from base 95 to 376 and encodes 93 amino acids. The transcript has 2 exons. NCBI's taxonomy places the organism in Eukaryota, Fungi, Ascomycota, Eurotiomycetes, Eurotiales, Aspergillaceae.